This is a messenger RNA of Prorocentrum cordatum, 1624 nucleotides long. The record is from the annotation of a GenBank genome assembly. Lineage: Eukaryota; Dinophyceae; Prorocentrales; Prorocentraceae.
CUCGAGCCCACAUCUCGGCUCAGUGCCAGUCGGUGCGCGCCUGCCGUGCCAGGAGGCGCGCGAUGGGCGACGGGGCGCCCGGCCUGGGGGAGCUCCUGGGGGACCCCGGGGCGGCCGGGGCGGCCCUGGAGGCGCUGCCGCCAGAGCAGGGCCAGGCGCUGGCCGCGCUGGCGGAGCAGAGUGUGCGGCGCGGAAUCGACUACGCCUCCCUCGGGCUGGGCUGGAGCCAUCCAGAGACGCGGCUGGCCUACCGGCACGCCAGGGGCCAGUCCUUCGGGAAGGAGGCCUCGCGGGCGCGCCAGCAGCGCUCCAGAGAGCGGCUGGUGGAGCUGGCGAAAGUCGGCUGGCGGAGCGAGCGGGCCGCCCCGAGGAGAGCGGACAGCUGAUUGCCGCCGCCUUCUGCGAGGAGAUCGGCGCCCCGCGCCUGGCCCCCCCCGGCUGCCCGAAGACGAGCUUCGCUGCGGUCGCCGCGGCGCUGCAGGCCGAGUUGCUGCUGCCCCUGCGGGCCCUCAACGAGGGCACGGAGUCCAUGACGCGGACCUUCCAGGGGGCGCCGGUGCCGCGUGCGCCCAUCGAGCAGGCCGUGGGCGCGCUGACGGCCGCCGUGCUGGAAGGGGAGUACUCGCGGUGGCGGUACGAAACCCGGUUGGGCGGGAGCAGCUGCGGGGGCUCACCGAGGCGCAGGUGGAGAAGUGGCGCGAGCCCACGGAGACGCGGGUGGGGACGCUGCGGGUGCACGAGGACUCGGCCGGCGAGCUGGGCCUGUUCUGGGCCACGAAGAUCGGCGGCCCCAGCCACGGCUUCGACUUCGAGGGCCAGUGCCUCCUGCCGCUGCUGUGCAACGCGCGGCACAAGGUGGUGCUCGUGACCGCCGAGGAGUUCCCCCACAACCCGUGCGGCCGCGCGCACUUCCGGCUGCUGUGGGUCGCGGGCUCCGAGCCGCCCCGGGCGGUGCUGUGGCUGGAGGGCGUGCACAUGGACGGCGCCGUGUGGGAGCACGGGGCGCACGUCCCGCGCCUCGACGGCCCCGUGCUGGAGCACGCCGUGGCCAAGGCGGUGGCCAUGGGGGUCGGCCUGUCCGUGAGCAGCCACCUGCGGCAGGAGCUCGCAAGGGUUGCCGGCGGGCGGGGCGAGGUGAGGCAGGUGAACGACGCCGUGGUGCUGCGGCCCUCCAACGGGGUCGUCGAGGCGAGCGACUACCUCGACUCUCGGCACGACUGGGUGCAGAUGAAGGAGGAGGUCACUGGCCGGCACUCCCGCGCCCUCUUCGAGCCUCGCGCCGAGAGGUGACGGUGCUGGCGCCCCGCUGCCUGCUGCUGGGGCCCGCAGGCUUUGGGUGUUCGCCGCCGAUAGCGACGUGGGCUCCUCCCUGCUCCUCCUUCUCCUUCCUCCUCCCCCUUGCCCCCGCUCCGCCCUGGCUCCUCCCUGCUCCUCUCUGCUGCUCGUGCUGCUCCUGCUGCUCCUCCUUCUGCCCCUCCACCCACUGCCCCUGUGCGGUGGGGAAAAAAGUGGGCAGCCUUCCAGUGCAGGGGGCCUUUGUCCUCUCCCAGGGCCUCUGGCCUUCGUCCCUCGUAGUCUCUCUGUGUCGCAAGCGGGUGCAGGACAGAGAAGAGUCACAGGACAG